Messenger RNA from Melanotaenia boesemani (Boeseman's rainbowfish), 3231 nucleotides. It is a transcript of the gene cables1, whose product is annotated as Cdk5 and Abl enzyme substrate 1. The transcript has 10 exons. Bases 142 to 1767 code for a protein of 541 amino acids. The record is from RefSeq and is a predicted model, not a curated record. Gene Ontology annotation, biological process: nervous system development; regulation of cell cycle. NCBI's taxonomy places the organism in Eukaryota, Metazoa, Chordata, Actinopteri, Atheriniformes, Melanotaeniidae. Gene Ontology annotation, cellular component: cytosol.
ACCUCCCUGUUUUCACCCAGUUAAACGCAUGUACUUAAAAGACAGGCACCACCAUUCACCAACACAAGCACGAUUACAACUAUAUUAAUGUCCACAAGGUAAGAUCGCCGCUGCGAGUACUCGGAUCUCUGGAAGUGGACCAUGGCGGCUGCCACAAGCAGCAACACAUCCACAGCCACGCUUCAGAUAAAGCACUCCAGUAUUGAGCAUACACGGAAACGCAUAGACCCGAGGAGGAGGCAAGCGGCGUUGUCCUUUCUUAGCAACAUUUCUCUAGACGGACGACCCGUGCAAGACGAUGCAGACUUUCAAAACCAAGAGGAAAGCUCGCCUGAAGCACGGACUAGACAGAGCCUGGUUUCUCCGGAGCGCUUGGCGGCUCAGGGAGCUGCUGGCACCGCCGGAGCUGCUGCUGCGGCGGCGGCUGCGGCUGCGACCACGGCCGCCCAGGCGCUCGCUUUAGCAAACCAGGCUCUCCUCGCCAGCAGUCGGACCAGUUUGGGGACGGGUCCCACUGCUGCACCAGAGACAGAGGGCGACGCUUUCUUGCCCUCCACGUUCAACUCGCCUUUCUCCGCGGUCCCAGCCUCGACUAGAGGGAGGCUGCAGACUUUCACUCAGGGAAUCCUACCUGCCCAGUACUCCAGGCAAUUCUCCCCGAACUACUGCCUGGAGGGCGGACAGAUCGAGCAGCAGAGGUCAAGACGAAGACUCAUAUCUCAACGCUCUUCCCUUGAAACUCUAGAAGACAUUGAGGAAAAUGCUCCUCUGCGCAGAUGCCGAACCCUAUCGGGUUCACCCCGACCAAAGAGCUUCAAAAAGGUCCACAUCAUAAAGAACCUGAGGCAGCAUGAUGUGCGCAAUGGAAGGAUAGUCCUUAUCAGUGGCAGAAGAUCCUUCUAUAGUGUUUUUUCUGUCCUGCCCUAUCGAGAUUGUAGCCAAACAGGGGAUGUAAAGGUGGAAGGGCGUCAGCGUCAUCCGUCAGGAGGUGUAAGUGCCAAGGAGAUGGUGAUUGGGCUGGAGGGAGUGGAGUUAGGAGCGGAUGGAAAGACUGUGUCCUACACCCAGUUCCUUUACCCAACUAAUGUCCUGGGUGGGCGACGAAACACAAUCGACUCCACCUCAUCCUUCUCUCAGUCUCGCAAUGCAAGCCACCGCAGCCUCAGUCUGGGCCGAGCCAACAGCAACCAAAGCAGCUUAGACACAGGGAAUGACUUUGCAGACUUUCGCGAGUAUGACCCCAAUCUGCUAGAUGACCCACAGUGGCCCUGUGGAAAACACAAGAGAGUUCUCAUAUUCCCUUCCUACAUGACUACGGUCAUUGAAUACGUCAAACCUUUUGACCUCAAGAAGGACAUGAAUGAAACCUUCAAGGAGAAAUUCCCCCACAUAAAACUCACUCUCAGCAAGAUACGGAGCUUGAAAAGGGAGAUAAGAAAGCUGGCCCAGGAUGAAUGUGGGUAUGAGGAACCAACAGUGGCUAUGGCUUUCGUCUACUUUGAAAAACUUGUUCUUCAAGGCAAACUAAAUAAACAGAACCGGAAACUCUGUGCUGGAGCAUGUGUCCUUUUGGCAGCAAAGAUUGGCGGUGAUCUCAAGAAACAUGAAGUUAAGCUUCUUAUAGAUAAACUGGAAGAGCGCUUCCGAGUGAAUCGCAGAGAGCUGAUAGCCUUCGAGUUUCCUGUCCUGGUGGCGCUGGAAUUCAACCUGCAGCUCCCAGAGCAUGAAAUCAUGCCUCACUAUAGACGCCUGCAGCAGACCUCUUAGCAUUAGUAACCCAUCAGGAGGAGGACCGCUAGGUUUUCCUCCUGAUUCCCCUCCUCCCCCGGAUAUCCAUUCUCCGACCUGACCUCUCUUCAUUGACAUUUUAACUGCUGCCAUUCAUCACUACGAGCAACAUCUUCCUUCCUCUCUGAACUGCAAUCAGCCAAAGGGACACAUUUGUAAACAAAUUUCUUAUAUUUGACUUCUACUUUCAUCACCACUACAUGGACUUCUAAAAGGAGGGAGUGAAUUGUCUGCAAACUCGUUUUACCAGUUUGCAUGUCUCUCAUCUUAUCUACAUGACUCUAUAUAUUUUCUCUUGUUGAUUAAGAGAGCUUUAUUGGUUGAAACUGAUGAUUAACUGUUUCUCAUUUUUAUUAUGUCUUUUCAUGAAUCUUUGUAAAACUUUGGUAUGAUUGCUUACCUCUUGACCUGCAAAAGAUUUAAACAAAAGCCUUUUAAGUGGCUGUUUCUGGCUGGACUGUUAUUCCUCAGAGUGACUCAUCUUUUCACAAUUCAUUGUCUUAAAAGUGCACUUUUUGCACAUGAGGGGGAAGGGAACAUCUUUUUUUUUUAGACUUUUAGCAAUCUUGGGACUAACCCUGAAGAAAUAAGCUGUGUUCAUCAACACCAAACACAAGUCAUUUCAAUGAAUCUUUGAUUUGUUUUUGUUUUGUUUUGUUUUUCUGCAUGAAAAUUUCUAAAAAUAUUUGUACACAGGUACUUGCGGACAAGAAGUGACCUCCUAUUUUCACUCAAGUAUUCCAUUUGCUUUUCUACCGUUCAAAUGCUUGCUAUUGGACACCCUUGAGACUAGACCAACUUUUAUCAGUGUCGAAUUUCCUGUACUCUAUGUUAGAGUGUAUUGCAAGCACAUUUACGGUGCUUUAAUAGGGGGUCAUUGUUCAUGAGUGCAAAAAUGUCAUUCACCAGUGAUCAGGACUGGCAGUAGGCAGCUCUAGUGUUGAGAGGAAAUGCCUUUGGCCUGAAGAAUGUGGGUUAAGACCUUAUGCCUGUAAAUAUUCUUCUGGUGAAGUGUCCUUGAGCAAAACACCAUUGGAUCAAACAUUUCCUAACCACUUAAAUUUGAUAUGUAAAAUGUAAAAAAAAAAUUGAAAAUUAACAGUUUUAGAAAUUAACAUUUUUGGCAUGUAUUUCAAAAAAUUUUAUAGCCUUUGAAUUGUCUCAGAAACUACCAGAGUAUCGAGAGGCCACUGAAUCAGAAGCAAAGAAUAGACCAAUUUGAUUUUAUGCAGCUCUAAGUACUGAUGAUAUUUGGGUCAAAAAAUGAUCACAAAACUAUCUGUCAUUAAAAAGCAUGGACUAUAUUGAGUUAUCUGAAAAAUACUGAGCUUCUUUAUGUUUGCAAGCCCAAAGAUGUUGCUAUAAGAUGCACCCUAAGUACGCAGUGAGGAAAGACUUGUGGGAUUACCUGUGUAUGUUUGUAAAUAAACUGCUUUGCUUGUU